AUGUACCCUCGAAUGUGGCAAACUCGUGAACCCAACCCCCACUAUGCUGUCCCUGGCACCCAGUCACUUCGAGUCGCUGGCCUGACUUGCUGGGUCAACAGCGGACAGCGUCACAAACACGUCUGCUCUCCUAAAAUCUCUCCCGACGGGAGAACAUUCACCUGCUGGAUCGAGUCCAUAGCUGGUCAGGAAUUUACCGUCCAUUGGCACAACAACGUCCGUAACGUCGCUUUGGAGGGCCAGCUCUACAUAGACGGCGUCCUCUGUGACACACACAUCAUCCCAGACGCUCACCUCUCUCCACAACCGCACUACGCCACCGUCCAUAUCGGCUGGGCCCAAACCUCCGAUGACACACGGCAGAACUUCGUGUUCUCCAAUAUCACACCAUCAAGUGGGUCCACCGGUUUAGCCUUUUCUCAAUUCAGUCCCAAAAUGAACUCUCUGCUUAUCCUUGCCCUUACAUUACUCAUAGAUGAUGACGAUAAGAUCAAGUCCGACAAUCUCGCAGAUACGUUCGGGACCAUCAAGUUGGAGGUUCGCCGAAUCAAGUUGGAGAGGAAGACGAAGAGACAACAUGACCCAGUAUACACCGGUCAAAUCCUCAGAGAUGCGGCGGUCCCAAUAACGAACGACGGAGUUCUACAUCAAGCAAAAUUUGGCGAAGAGUACCACUGGCCCCAACGACAGAUCGAAACGGUUCGCGGUUCCAGAAUCGACGACGAACCCUGGUAUACCUUUAUAUUUAAAUAUCGACCUCUAAAGGAACUCCUACGAAUGAAUGUCGUCCCUGACCAAUUCAUGCGGGCUCCUGUCAUGAUGGACUUGCAUCCUCGCCAGGAUCAGUACGAGGCAAGGACACCGUACGGCGUCGACCUCCCUCACCAGGACCAACGACGGCCUUCUCCAGAGGUCAAGACUGAACGGAGUCCGAGCCCAGCGCUAUUCCCCGAGUCUCUUAAUAGUCCCUGGUCUGUAAAGCAAGAGGACGAGGAGAAGCCCCUCUUAUGA
Molecule: messenger RNA, 1011 nt
Organism: Cyclocybe aegerita
Lineage: Eukaryota; Fungi; Basidiomycota; Agaricomycetes; Agaricales; Hemipholiotaceae
Source: the annotation of a GenBank genome assembly